Onthophagus taurus is the source of this 1359-nucleotide messenger RNA. The record is from RefSeq and is a predicted model, not a curated record. Lineage: Eukaryota; Metazoa; Arthropoda; Insecta; Coleoptera; Scarabaeidae.
CACUAUAUAAACGAGAUCACAGAUAUUCUCGUUUCAGUAUCAAUCAAAAUGCUAGCGAAAACUUUAAAAUUAGUUUUUAUAUUAUCAACUAUUAAUCUUAUUGUUAGUGCAAUUCAAUCUACAAAAACCACUAAAGAAUGCGAAAGAAAUGAAAUUUCGGAUUGCGUCGUUUUCGGUGAAAUCCACGUAAAAACUUUCGAUGGAAACGUUUAUAAUUUUGAAUCAACGUGUGAAUACAAAUUGGUAUCGAUUGAAUCUGCAAAAUUAGACGUUAAUUUAUUGAGAGAUCCAACAGCUUUACAAAUUAAAUAUUCCGGGAAUAUUUAUACAUUAACUAUAUCAGAAUCUUUGAUUCAUUUUACAAAAGAUGGAUUUGAAUACAACAUCCCACAUAAUUUUGAUGAAUUAAUUAUUUCAAAACCUGGAAGAAUGGUUGUUAUCGAACUCAAUGAUAUUGGGAUGCGAAUUAGAUUCGAUGGAAAUACGGUUCAAAUAGUGCAAGAUAACGAAAAUUUCGAUCAUAAAAUGAUAGGUUUUUGUGGAAACAAUGAUGGCUGCGCCGAUAACGAUCUGAUAACAGCAGAUGGAAAUACAACAGACUCCCAAAUUUGUUACGCAAAUAGUUGGACUUUAGAUCUUUGUAAAACCGAACCUUUCGAAAACGAUUGUGGGGAUGACGAUAAUUUAAACGCAGAAGCUUUAAAUUAUUGCACCGAUCUUUUCGCGUUGAAACAAUUCUCAGAAUGUUGGGAUUAUUCGGUUGAUUUCCGAGAUAUUUGUAUUUCGUUAUAUUGCGAAUGCAAACUUCUUAAUCGAAGGGAAUGUAUGUGCGAUAUGUUAGAUGCCUUUGUUAAAACUUGCAAUGUUAACACAAAUACAGCUACGGAUUGGAGAGAUGAAGAUUUAUGCCCAAUUAAUUGCACAAAUAUCGAUAAAAAAUUUUAUCCAUGUGCCCCAAAUGAUGGACAAAUAUCUUGCGGAGAUGAUAAAAUCGAACAUUCAUCACAACAUAGUUGUGAAGAAGGUUGUUAUUGCCCACCGGGUAUGAAACUUCACGAAGGGAAAUGUAUUUAUGCUGAAGAUUGUCCGUGUUAUCGAGAUGGGAAAUGGUACGAACCUGGGUCAUCUGUCCCAGAUUUGCCUCCUCAAGAAUGUAAUACAUGUGUUUGUGAAAACGGGCAAUGGCAAUGCACAGAAAAAAUUUGUACUGACGAAGGAGGAUGUUGGGGAGAUCCUCAUUUCACCACUUUCGAUGGAAGAAAGUACGAUUUUAUGGGAAAAUGUUCUUAUUAUGUUGUUAGAGGGAACGGAUUUGAUAUUAUAUGUGAUCAUUUUAUACGAAGAUCGAAUGCAUUUGUG